AUGUCUAAUAACAAAGCUAUAUUCUUUUCUUUGUUUUCUUCCUUUCUCAUUUUAACUCUAGCCUUGCUGUGCACUGCAGCUGAUGAAGAUAGAAAGACCUAUAUUGUGUACUUGGGAUCACUCCCCAAGGGGGAAUAUUCACCAUCAGCUCAGCAUCUUAGUUUGCUUCAAUCAGUUUCUGAUGCCAGCUCUCUAGAUAAUUCACUGAUAAGAAGUUACAAAAAGAGUUUCAAUGGAUUUGCUGCCAAGCUCACUACUCAUGAGAUGCAACGAUUAGCUGGGAUGAAGGGAGUAGUCUCUGUUUUCCCAAGCAGAACUUUCAGAGUUCAAACAACUAGAUCCUGGGACUUCAUCGGUUUACCUGAGAAUAUCUCACGGAAUCCUACUUCUGACAGACUCAGUGAUACUAUAGUUGGUGUUAUUGAUACUGGAAUCUGGCCUGAAUCAGCAAGUUUUAGUGAUGAGGGUUUUGGUCCUGCUCCAAAGAAGUGGAAGGGCAAAUGUGCAGGUGGCAGAAACUUCACUUGCAACAACAAGAUCAUCGGAGCCCGAUUUUAUUCCUCCAGAGGCUCCGCUGAUUCUGCCAGGGAUGAUACUGGUCAUGGAUCCCAUACUGCCUCUACAGCAGCUGGGAGCAAAGUAAAAGAUGCCAACUUCUACGGAUUGGCAAAAGGAAUUGCAAGGGGAGGGGUAUCUUCUGCAAGAAUCGCUGCAUAUAAAGCCUGCAACGCAGAUGGAGGUUGCGAAGGAGUUGAUAUCUUGGCUGCAUUUGAUGACGCAAUUGCGGAUGGAGUAGACAUUUUAACAGUCUCAUUAGGAUCAGAUGCUCCAAUUGAUGUUUCUGUGGAUGAGAUAGCAAUUGGUUCUUUUCAUGCCAUGCAAAAUGGAAUACUUACAGUAAAUUCUGCAGGCAACAGUGGUCCUAAAGUGAGAAGUGUGUCGAGUGUAGCGCCCUGGAUGCUUUCUAUAGCAGCAAGCAGCACGGAUCGCAAAUUCAUUGAUAAAGUUGUUCUUGGAAAUGGAAAGACAUUACUUGGAAGUUCUAUCAAUUCCUUCAAUCUAAAACGAAAAAAGUUUCCUCUGGUAUAUGGAUCUCAAGCCACAAGCCUAUGCUCUGAAGUUGGUGCUCGGUCGUGUAGUGAGUUUUGCAUUAACAGCACAUUGGUAAAGGGGAAGAUUGUGCUUUGUGAUAACUUCAAUGGAAACUCGGAGGUCCAUAGAGCUGGUGCACUUGGAACAAUCUUGAGAGCCAGCCAAUUUGAUAAUAUUGCUUUUGUUGUCCCACUUCCUGCAUCUGCUUUAACAUCUGAGGACUACAGUUUGGUCACUUCCUACCUGAGAUCCACCAAAUCACCUGAAGCAAGUAUAUUAAAAAGUGAAGUUAUUACGGAUUCUACUGCACCUGUAGUUGCUUCCUUCUCUUCACGGGGCCCAAAUGCCAUAGCACCAGACAUUAUGAAGCCAGACGUAAGUGCUCCAGGGGUUGAUAUAUUAGCUGCGUACAUACCCGUUGUUUCACCGUCCUCCGGUGAUAGGAGGCGAGUUGAAUACAAUAUACUCUCAGGAACGUCCAUGUCUUGCCCCCACGCUGCUGCAGUAGCAGCUUAUGUCAAGGCUUUUCAUCCUGAUUGGUCUCCUUCAGCCAUCAAAUCUGCUAUUAUGACUACUGCUUUGCCGAUGAAUGCUACCAAUAAUCCUGACGCUGAAUUUGCUUAUGGAUCUGGGCAUAUAAAUCCACUUAAGGCUGUUCAACCUGGAUUAGUGUAUGAAACAUUGAAAGAUGACUACGUAAAACUGUUGUGCAGCAUGGGCUAUGAUACAGGUUCAGUUAGAGGCAUAACAGGGGAUAACAGCAGUUGCCCAAAGGGUAGUGACGAAGCAUCACUCAAGGAUUUCAAUUAUCCUUCGUUAACUUCUAGAGUGUCGAUAGGCGAAUCCUUCAGAGUUAAAUUUCAUAGAACAGUAAAAAAUGUUGGCCCUGCAAAAUCCACGUACCAGGCCAUAAUCUAUCCAAAAUCAGAACUUAAUAUCACAGUGAAACCUCCAGUUCUCUCCUUCCAGUCUAAAAAUGAGAAGCAAUCUUUUGAUGUGACUGUUGCCGGUAGGAGUUUGCAAGUCGGAGCAAUGGUGUCUACAUCGCUGGUGUGGUCUGAUGGAACUCGCAGAGUUAGAAGUCCAAUUAUUGUGCAUGCUAAAUAG
Manihot esculenta (cassava) is the source of this 2199-nucleotide messenger RNA. RefSeq names its product subtilisin-like protease SBT4.4. Bases 1 to 2199 code for a protein of 732 amino acids. The record is from RefSeq and is a predicted model, not a curated record. The transcript has 10 exons. Gene Ontology annotation, molecular function: serine-type endopeptidase activity. NCBI's taxonomy places the organism in Eukaryota, Viridiplantae, Streptophyta, Magnoliopsida, Malpighiales, Euphorbiaceae. Gene Ontology annotation, biological process: proteolysis.